Syngnathoides biaculeatus (alligator pipefish) is the source of this 5083-nucleotide messenger RNA. It is a transcript of the gene enpp4, whose product is annotated as ectonucleotide pyrophosphatase/phosphodiesterase 4. The record is from RefSeq and is a predicted model, not a curated record. Bases 380 to 1771 code for a protein of 463 amino acids. Lineage: Eukaryota; Metazoa; Chordata; Actinopteri; Syngnathiformes; Syngnathidae. The transcript is spliced from 8 exons.
AAAGACAUGUUUGCCCCAAUGUGUUCUAAGCGAAUUUAAUGGAUAUUCAUCUCUGGUUGACAAAAAAAAAAGUGAACAUGCCUGGAUGUGUUGUUUGGUUCAGCCCAUUUUGGCGUCAAAGAUAGCAUUUCAAUAAUGUGUGGUCCCUCCUUGUUCGUCAAGAACCGUCUUCUUAUCCGAACUUGCGAAGCAUGUUUUUGCAAAUCACAGCAAAAAAAUCAUUUACUGUGAAAGGUUCAAUCGGAAAUGAUUUGCGUGCAACUUCGCCAUUAAACGUUACAGGAAGCAACCGUCUCAUGGUUCGAUGCCACAAAAAAAAUAACAUCAAGACAAAACAUUGAGCGCGUCGAUGUGGACGACUAUUUCCAAGUGAACAAGCAUGUUGCCAAGUAUACUUGUUCCUUUGGGCCUCCUGUGUGGUAUUUGGGUUCCUGUUACCGGAAUCGCUGAAUGCCAGCAGCGUCCUCUACCGCUGCUGCUUAUAUCGUUUGACGGCUUCCGAGCCGACUACCUGCAGAGGUUCCCGAUGCGGAACCUGAAACUCCUGUACAGUCAAGGGGUCCUGGUGGAGGAGAUGACCAAUGUCUUCAUCACCAAAACCUUUCCCAACCACUACAGCUUGGUGACUGGACUCUAUGCGGAGUCUCACGGUAUCCUGGCUGGCUCAAUGUACGACCCCAUCAGCCACAAGCACUUCCACGUGGCCAACGGCAGGGACGCGAUGUGGUGGAAUGAGGCGACACCUAUCUGGAUCUCAGCACAUCAAGCAGGCUACAAGACAGCGGUAGCCAUGUGGCCUGGCUCCGACGUGGCUAUCCACAACCAAACGCCCACGCACUUCUUUCCUUACAGCCCUGAUGUGAGCUUUCGGGAGCGCUUGGGCAAUGUAACAAACUGGUUGCUGGGAAAUGAGAAGGAGGAAGGUGUGAUGUUUGCAGCGCUCUACUGGGAGGAGCCUGACCGAUCAGGACAUAUAUUUGGACCUGAAAAUACUUCAGCCAUUGGCAAAGUGCUGGAGGAAGUUGAUGACAACAUCGGCCUGCUGAUGUCAGAACUGAAGCGGACGGGCCUGUGGGGUCGCGUGAACGUACUGGUGACCAGUGACCACGGCAUGGCUCAGUGCUCGGCUGAUCGCCUCAUACGACUGGAUGACUGCUUGCACCCCGACAACUACACGCUGGUGGACCUGACUCCUGUUGCUGCUCUCAUCCCAAACAAUAAGCCAGAGGCUGUCUUUGCACUGCUUGCCAACUGUCACACCCAUAUGACUGCCUAUUUAAAGGAGGCCAUCCCAGAAAGUUUGCACUACCGCAACAAUGAACGCAUCCAGCCCAUCAUACUGAUUGCUGAUGAGGGAUGGACUAUAAUACAGCGAGGGAACAAACUCCCUAGACUGGGUGAUCACGGCUACAACAACUCCUUACCCAGCAUGCACCCAUUCAUGGCAGCUUGGGGGCCCAGCUUCCGGAAUGGCUACCGACUGGAGACUUUGCAGAGUGUAGACCUUUACCCUCUCAUGUGCCACCUACUGGCUUUGACCCCGCAGCCCAACAAUGGUACCCUGGUCAAGGCUCGCUGUAUGCUUGUGGCUGAAUGCUGGCAGGAUGGUCUGGCGCUCAUGGGUUUGGUGAUGGGUGUCUUAAUUGUGCUCGCUACUAUACCCGUUCUCUUAAAGCUGAUGGCCCGCCGGCUACGACCUUCCACUUCCAGAGCAUUCCGCAGAGUUCUAGUAGACCAUGCCAAUGAUGAAGAGGAAUCCCUGCUGGAAUAACUUCUCUCGAGCUUUACCUGCUCAUGCACUUUACCCCCACUCAGAUGGAACAAGCAAUCACAUUUGGAGCAACUGGCUGUGACUUAAAAUGCUGCUUGAGAAAAUGUGAAAUGAAGAAGUUAAACCUGUAUGGUAGACACUUUUUGCAGUAGACGGCAGAUUUAAACCAGUUAGUCUUCAUAUUCACGAUGCAGCUGUUUGUUUUCCCUCUUUUCCUUAAGACAAGACAAACAAGAAAUCAUGACAGACUUCCAAGAUUCAGGGUGUGGAGAUAACACACAAAAUGAUGGCAGGAAUAAUGGGGUAAUCAAUCAAUCUAAAAAAAAAGAUUUUGAAUUAACAGAUUCAUGCAAAAGAUUAGGUUUUUUUUUUUUUGGGUCAGGUUGAUUUAAAUUCAGCUCUCGUUCUGUUUUAUUUUUCUAUUUUUCUUACUGCUUUUAUUCAGCAGAGGGGGUCAAUAGCUCAAGUGUGCAAUCAUUAAGGCAAGCUCUUCUUCAACCCUUCACACCAAGUACCACAUUCAAUUCUGAACACUCCAAUCACUGACCAAAAGUAAAAUAUGGUAGUGUACUAGGUGUAAGUGUUCAUGAAAAUUACGUUGGUAGUCAGUAUAUAAUCAUGCUCAGUUUGAACAUUUAACAAUGCACCCAAGUAGAGGAAAGGUGUUUUACAAUGUCAAGUACAGCUACAAUAAGAUAUCGCAGGGAUGCUUGAAAUUAUUAUGCGGUAAGUCAUAUAAUAAUGAAGUGGCAUUGAUAUAUGUUGCACAAUUCCGUGCAAUAAAAAGCUCAGUAAUCAGAAGUGGCACCGAUUAGCGGUCAAAUUGGUCUUUUUUUUUUUCUGAAGUACUGAAAUCGUUUUCUCAGGGAUUUAUGUAGGUACAGAUGAUACCAAAGUACAAUGAGUAGAAAAAAGACUUAAACCCUUUUCUCUUUUUUUUUUAUUUGUAUUUCUGUUCUGUAGUACUUGUCCCAUUCUUUAAGAACUGCCAGACAUGCCAAAUGACUUAGGACUUUCUAGUGGUCUUCUAAGCUUCCCAUCCUUAUCAGUAGCCAUUGAGUGAGGAUGGUCUUGGUUUCGAUGGUGGAAUAUGGUAGUUUGUAAAAUAUGAUAUGGCUUGGAAUGUGUGUCUAACCUUUUGUAAUGUUGAUUUUUGUCUUUUGCACGCUUAAAAUGUUGGAUCCUGUUUUUGUUGUUGGUGUGGUGGUGGUGUGGGGGUACGUCGGGAGGAAUUUUCAUGCCUGUAAGAGAUUACAGCAAUGACAUGAGAUUGUUAGUCAAUAAACUCCCUUUUUUUGCUUGACUCAAAGAGGAGAAAAAUGACAAAUAUUUUGAAAAAUUAAUUCAUAUUUCUUUAUUAUAUACUCCCCCCAUCGCAGUCACAACAAACAAUACAGUAACAAAAUGGAAGUACUGUACUGCAUAAAACAAUACUGACAAAACUUUGAAAAUUCAAACCAACUGUUUCCAUAUAUUUAACAUUAUUUUGUCAUCUUUAUUGUAAAUAGACUUUUAUUUUCAGGAGGUAUUGUAAGAAAAAUAAAAUUUCUAAAACUGGCCACACUGAGCCAGAUGUGAAAAUAUUCAACUCUUUCCCAGAAUGGUUUGACACAAUUGUAGACAUAAAGAAACCAGCGAGCUACAACAAAUGGUUGUGUCUCUGGUUUCCACUGAGACGUUUGGUGAGUUUGGGGAUUUCUCCCCGAAGACAGUUUGGUUCCUGAAUGAUGGUGAAGUAUUAAGCAUUAAAAUUAAACAUGGCUGAUGACUUGACUCAUCACUUAACUUGCUCCUGUACAGAUAAUGCAAGCAAGGCUUCUACUUUAUCCCCGAUAUAAUGACACUGCAUGGCCAAUGAUUAAAUCAAAAUCCAGUUUCUAUGCUUGAUCUAACUGAAAAGUACAAUAAAUGAAAAUGCUUUUCUUUUUUUGCAUGUGAAAGAAUAUACCAACUCCCACUUUGGCAAAAGCCUUUGUAAAACUUAAUCAUGCGGACUGACACUAUCUGUCAUUGUGCUUCUAUUUAGGACAACAAUGUGGCAUGGACUCCUACACAAACAGUACUUUUCUCUCACCAAACAUUCUGGAUACUUAUAGAGAACAUUUACUAGCCUUGGAUUGAGCAAUCUAGAUGUAAACUCAGGCCACAUUGAGGAAACUAAUGAGUUUACAGAAAAAAAAGCUUUUUACAAUCAAAAUGCCACAAGAAAUCAAAUCUAUUUUAGCACAGUGUCUACAGUUACUUAUUUUCAAGCUAAAAACCACAGCAGCAAAGCAUGACCCCCCCCCCCCUUCCACUCCCCCAUCAAAUCCUUUCAACCUGAUAUUAAACUAUAGUGGGUGAUGAUACUUUCCCAACUAUGGAAUAAUCUUGUUGAUUGAUUUAAAAAAAUGUGAAUGACAACCGCACGCAUAUCCUCACAUGUCGGUAUCACACUUUGCAGACCCUGAUAGUGGAACAUUUAAGUACAUUUACUGUUAUGUACGCGCAAAAUAAAAGUUCUCUUCCUUCAUAAUAGAAUGCACAUUCCUCAGUUGGGAGAUCUCUGUUGUUCCCAGUUGUUUUAAAAUGUCUCCCAACUAAUUUGAAAACAUUCCAAAUCAGCCGACUGUAUAAAAAAAUAGAUCGACAAAUGAUUACAAAUGCAAAAAAAAAAAGAGAAAAAUGGACACCACUUCAUCCUCACUUGCACCGCAUGCAUCAUACAAAAAAAAAGGAAUGAAAUGAAAAUUUAAUGGUGCUCCGAACCUUUGUGUGUUAUCUUGCAUAGCUGUGAAUGUGAAGCCAUACAAGAAAGAAAAACUGUAAUGAAACGGAGAAAACUUUUGCACAUACAAUGAUGGAGAGUCGCCCGAAGCGAGACAAAAAAGCAAUGAGGCGGCGAUACCUGAGGCUACAAUUAAGUCUGAGUACCACAUGCAAAGCAGGACACACACUACAUACACUUCAGAACAAUUUGGACAUCCACCACAAUGGAGCUGGUAUUUAGGAGGUUUUCAAAAAUCAUGGUCUUUUACCAUUCAAGAAUUACAUACAUUUCAUAUUAUAGUACAUCUACAUAAUGUAUAGUACCGCUAACAUUCAUAGGAUCAGAAGACAAAACGAAUGACAGCACAGAAAGCCAUGAAUAUCAGCAGUUGUAGGUAUUGUCAGAAUGUACAAUCAAUAAAUGCCUUCACACUAUUUUUCUGUAUAUUUGUAAUCCAAGUCAAAGAUACAUUUGAGUUGCCUCACAAUUAAAACUUUUUUUUUUUUUUAAAUCCUGAUGUAAAUUCUCUACAACCCCUGGAGACAGUCAUGAACAGGAAACUU